Messenger RNA from Kalmanozyma brasiliensis GHG001, 3177 nucleotides. Its product is annotated as Chitin synthase. Gene Ontology annotation, molecular function: chitin synthase activity. Bases 1 to 3177 code for a protein of 1058 amino acids. NCBI's taxonomy places the organism in Eukaryota, Fungi, Basidiomycota, Ustilaginomycetes, Ustilaginales. The record is from RefSeq and is a predicted model, not a curated record. The transcript has 2 exons. Gene Ontology annotation, cellular component: cell periphery; cell septum.
AUGAGCCAGUACAACCGUCCAGGAGACAAUGGUCGUGCCUACGACUCCUAUAAUUCCUCGCAGCACCAAGGCUACGCUGAACAGGAGUACCUCGCAGACUCAUACCAGCACCACCAGCCACAUGCGUACGCACAACACCAGCAGCAAUCCUACUCUGCAUACGACCAGCCACAGCCCGAAUACUCGGCGGCGCCCGUCAAGCCCCAGAGGCAACCCUCCAGAGUCAGAUCCAACUCGUCUGGCAGCCGCUCUGGCGCUCACCCUCCUGCCACCUACCACCAGCAAGACAUCCCUCCGGUCCCAUCCAAUGUUUCGGCCGCUAGACAGAGAACCGCUCCCAGCCAGCCGUAUAACCAGGACAGCUUCUCCCGACCCUUGCAACCAUCCACUUAUAGCACCCAUCCAUCGCAGUGGGAUCCCAACGCGUCUUACGACAGAGCCCCCUCGGGCCCUCUCUAUGACCCUGCUCCGCUUCCUGCUUCUCGCGACUACGACCCGGACCACACGCAAAGCAUCGAUCUAGGCACGCGCGAACCAGUCUACGACGAGCGAGAGAUGCAGCAAAACUACCCCUACGGCGGUGCAGCCGCUUUCCAGCGCUCCGAGAGCUAUCAGUCGGGUAGGCCAGGCGGGAGUGGUUACCACGCCGUCGACGACGAAAAGAGUCUCUACUCCAAGCAGAGCCAUCAGCCACCUGGCGCCUGGAACGCGAGCGCGCCCACGAUGGCUUACAAUGAGAUGCCAGCCUCACACUCAAUGAUCCAGAUGGGGCAGCCUGGCUACCCUCCCAACGCCUACGGCGAACACGCCAUGCCUGAACCCUACAUCGGCGGUCUUGGUGCUCCCGGUGUGGUCAUCGCCUCCGCACCUGUGCCCACCCUCCAGCAUCAAGACUCGAGCUUUCAGCGAGAGAACCGCGACCGCAUCAUGCGAAAGCGCACCGUCAAGCGCAUCCCGCUCCAGGACGGCAAUCUUGUGCUCGACAUCCCCGUCGCCUCGAGCAUCAGCAAGUCCAACACCAACAACCCCGAGUUCGCCGAGAUGCGUUACCAGGCCUGCACCUCGGACCCUGACAAGUUCAUCGAGGAAAAGUACACACUCCGUCCCUGGAUGUACGGCCGACAGACCGAGAUGGCCAUCGUGCUCACGUGCUACAACGAAGACGACGUGCUCUUUGCGCGAACCAUGGGUGGGGUCAUCAAGAACAUCGCGCACCUCUGCAGUCGCACGCGCUCCAAGACGUGGGGUCCCGAGGCGUGGAAGAAGGUGGUGGUCAUCAUUGUCGCCGACGGACGUAAGAAGGCCAACGAGCGCAUGCUCAAGGCGCUCGGCUUGAUGGGCUGCUACAACGAAGGCGUCAUGAAGGACCACGUCCUCAAAAAACCCGUCGAGGCGCACAUCUUCGAGUACACCACGCGCGUCCAAGUCACCGAGAAGGGCGAGGUGCAGGUCACCCCCUGUCCCAUCCAGGUCGUCUUCUGUCUCAAGGAGCAGAACAAGAAGAAGCUCAACAGUCAUCGAUGGUACUUCAACGCCUUUUGCCAGAUGCUCCAGCCCAACGUCUGCAUCUUGUUGGACGUCGGCACCAAGCCCACCGGCACAUCGAUCUACGAGCUCUGGAAGAGUUUCGAUAAGCACCCGCGCGUCGGUGGUGCUUGUGGCGAGAUCUGCGUCGACACCGGUCGUGGCUGCACCGCGCUCUUCAACCCGCUCGUCGCUUCGCAGAACUUUGAGUACAAGAUGUCCAACAUCCUCGACAAGCCCACCGAGUCGGUGUUUGGUUUCAUCUCGGUGCUCCCCGGUGCCUUUUCGGCGUAUCGAUACAAGGCGCUACAGGGAAGGCCGCUGGAGAUGUACUUCAAGGGCGAGAAGCUGCACUCAGGCGAAGGCAGCAACUCGAUCUUUGAGGGUAAUAUGUACCUCGCCGAGGACCGUAUUCUGUGCUUCGAGCUGGUCACCAAGGAGCGCGAGGGUUGGCUCUUGCGAUAUGUCAAGUCGGCCAAGGCUUACACCGACGUCCCCGACCGUGUGCCCGAGUUCAUCUCGCAGCGUCGACGAUGGCUCAACGGCUCGCUCUUUGCUUCGUACUACGCCGUGUGGCAUUGGUACCGCAUCUUUACGUCGGGUCAGCCGUUCUUGCGCAAGAUCUGGCUGCUCUUCCAGGUCAUCUACAAUCUGGUGCUGCUCGUCUUCAGCUGGUUUGCCAUUGCCAACUUUUUCCUUGCCUUCUACUUCCUGCUAAACGCCUCCACUAGUGCUACGGGCAGCGAUCCGUUCGGCGGUCAGGGUCCCGCCAUCAUCGAGGUCUUCCAAAAUGUCUUUAUUGCCAUGGUCAUCGUCGUACUCGUCUGUUCGCUGGGUAACCGACCCCAGGGCUCCAACUUUGCCUACACGUCGGCGAUCAUCAUCUUUGCGCUCAUCAUGGGGCUGGUCCUCUACGCCGCGGGGUAUACGACCUAUCUGGCGCUGGACGCUGCUGGUCUCACCCACACGCAGGGUUGGUCCACGUCCAACUUUGAGACGCUCUUCAAGACGUCUGGGUUCCGCGAUAUCGUCAUUUCGCUGGCGGCGACGUACGUCAUGUGGCUCGUCUGCUCGAUCUUGCACUUUGAGCCGUGGCACAUGCUCACCUCGUUCGUCCAGUACCUCUUCCUCACGCCGACGUACAUCAUCAUUCUGUCGAUGUACUCCAUGUGCAACACCAACGAUCUUUCGUGGGGAACCAAGCAGUCGAAUGGCCCUGCGACCGAUCUUGGUGGGGCAACGGGUUCCGGCUCGAAGCAGGAUGGCAAGGGUGAAAUGGUCGAGGUCAAGAUCCCCACUUCCGCCAACGACGCCGAGGAACUCUGGUCGCACUACCGCCAAACGCUCUCGCAACCCGUCAAGGAGGUCAAGCAGAAACGCGACAAGGCGACCAAGCAAGAGGACCACGCCAAAAACUUCCGCACCAACCUCGUGCUGCUUUGGAUGUGCUCCAACGCCGUCGUCGUCAUUGUCUUCACCAGUACGUGGUGGAACAGAUACGUGCGAAACCAUAUUUACGGGGGUGCGGUCCGAAGAGGCGAACCGGUCAUCAACCCGUAUCAGUCGGUCAUCUUUUGGUCCACCGCCGGGCUGUCGGCCGUGCGCUUCUUGGGUAGUAUCGCUUUCCUCAUCCUGCGCCUGUUUGGCCACUGA